AGCUCGCUCACCGCAAUGGCCCGCGUCUGCAGCCGCUUUGGCCGCCACUAGCAGAGAUAUGCGUCGAUUGAGCAGACGUGCCAUGGACGACGCCCCGCUCCGACGCUGACGUCGCCGCGCCGUCGGUUCGCUCAUUCGCCGCCUCGCCGACGCUCUCCCGCGCCGCGGCCUCCAUCGCGAGGACCGCGGUGCGCGGCGGGCUCGCGGGCGCGGACGGAGCGUUAAUACACCGAGCGGUUGCGGCGGCGACGGCGGCGACGGCGCCGCUCGCUCCGCCGCCGACCCCUGAGGGGGCGCGCGGCGGGCCGGCGGCGGCGACGUCGGAGCGCGGCGCCGGCCGGCCGCCGAGAGAGUAAAAGAGAGACGACCGCCGCGCCGGACCGCGACGCCCGACGCCCCGCGUGCUCAGGUUUCAUCCACCAUGGGCGUCCGCACGAAGACGGUCAAGCGCUCCGCGCGCCUCAUCGUCGAGAAGUACUACUCGCGCCUCGGCGUCGACUUCCACACGAACAAGCGCGUCUGCGACGAGGUCGCCGUCGUGCCCUCCAAGCGCAUGCGCAACAAGAUCGCGGGCUUCGUCACGCACCUCAUGAAGCGCAUCCAGCGCGGCCCCGUCCGCGGCAUCUCGCUCAAGCUCCAGGAGGAGGAGCGGGAACGGCGAAUGGACUUCGUGCCCGAGGUCUCGGCCAUCGACCAGGACUUCGUCGAGAUCGACCCGGACACGAAGGAGAUGCUCGACGCCCUCGACUUCAAGGACCUCCCCGGCAUCCAGGUCUCCAACAGCGCGUAAGCGCGCGCCGCGGCGCCCGCGGGCCGCCGGCCCCUCGCGGGCCGGGCCGAGACCCCCGCGGCGCCACCCCAAAAACACCAACCUCUAACGAUCCUUUUCGCC
This is a messenger RNA of Aureococcus anophagefferens, 892 nucleotides long. RefSeq lists its product as hypothetical. Gene Ontology annotation, molecular function: structural constituent of ribosome. NCBI's taxonomy places the organism in Eukaryota, Pelagophyceae, Pelagomonadales, Pelagomonadaceae. Bases 422 to 790 code for a protein of 122 amino acids. The transcript has a single exon. The record is from RefSeq and is a predicted model, not a curated record. Gene Ontology annotation, biological process: translation. Gene Ontology annotation, cellular component: ribosome.